CUGGGGGUGACCCGGACCCGCCCCUCUCCGGGCGCGGCGGGGCGGAGCGGGCCGGGCCGGGGCGGGUCCCCGCCGGCGGCAGCCUGGGCACUUCCCGCCCGCCAGCGCCAUGAGGGGGCCGCUCCUGCGCCUGCUGCGGCCGCGCCGCGCCUCGCCUCAGCCUCUCCUUGUGUCAGGGAGCCUGUGGGGAAGAGCGCAAACGGCAGCCGUAAGCCAGGCAUACAGUACACAGGCAGGGGGCACCAGGAGGCCGACUGGGCGCUAUCCAAUACCCAACAAGAAGGACCUGCCGUACGAUAUAGUGGAGCUCAUGGAAGAAGUAGAGAUGAAGAGUGGAUUUUUGCCCAAUGUGUUCAGUGUGAUGUCUCAUCGGCCUGCGGAAUUCAGAGCAUUCUUCGCAUAUUACAAUGCCAUCAUGAACAAAGAGACAGGAAGACUCAGCAAGGCUGACAAAGAACUUAUUGUUGUGGCUACAAGCGUUGUUAACAGAUGCCCCUACUGUGUAAUUGCGCACGGUGCGUUACAUCGGAUAUAUUCUAAAAAGCCAGCUUUGGCGGAUCAGGUUGUUGUGAAUUGGAAACUGGCCGAUCUAAGUGAACGGGAGCAGGCAAUGCUGGAGUUUGCUCUUGCAGUCAGUCACGCUGAUAACAUAACUGAAGAGCACUUCCAAAAGCUGGAGGCUCAGGGUUUUGACCGGGAAGAUGCUUGGGACAUAGGCACAAUUGCCUCCUUUUUUGCCAUGUCUAAUCGUAUAGCUCACUUUACCGAUCUGCGUCCAAACGAAGAAUUCUACACCAUGGGCAGAAUACCUCGGGACAAGGAGAAGGCAGAAACUCUCUAAUGCUGCCCACAAUUUUGUGAAAACAUAUCAAGCACUUAAUGCUGUGGCUAACGUUGCUAGUUACUGAAUAUAUAUAAAAGGCACAAGCUAAUAGCCAAUUGUUACCAGAAGAGAUCGGAUGGGGAAAUGGGUUACACUUUCCUCCAGCAUGCAAAAAGCUGGGAAAGGGUUUUCAACCAUGGGCCAGUCCUAACGCUUUUAAUUCCUAAAGUAGCUGCAAGAUCAAAACUUUUGUCUUAAACCUUGUUUAGAUUGUGAUAAACUGGCUGGGUAACAUAUUGUGAUUUAUAAACAAGCUGCAUGGCAACUUUUUCAUCACAUCUGUAAUAUUAGAGUAAAUACCAGAUGAGCUUUUGAGUAUCUGUAGUAUAGUACCCUUGUCAGAUAGUGAAGGGCUGUAAUAAUUUCUCAUGGCACUUUUGCUACUUAUCAGAGAUUAAUAUAUAAAUAAGGGUUGGGGAGAAGGGAAUGUCCUCAACCCUAUUAAUUACUCUUAUGUGAUCCUGCCAUGCAAACAUAAUGCUGCUGCUGUAACAGCACAAUCAUUCCAAAACAUCUCACUGGUGUCAGUGGAAAGUCUCUGCUAGGCUUCAUUGGAAGUUGGAUCAGGCCCUUAGUGCCAGACUGAGCAGAGCUGUGCAGUGCAGGUGUGACAGUGGGAAGUUUUUACUCAAUCACAGGUCCCAUAUCAGGAGUAACAGGCCUGUAGAGUCACUGACAGUGAAAUAUAUUUUCUUUUUUCUUCAAAUGCUCAGAUGAAGAAAUUCUCGUCUGAAUGCUGAGUGGUGAAGGAAUCAAGUAUUUGUAUGCAUGAUACAGUGUUGCCAAUUCUUGCAAUUUUAUCAAAGGUAUUUUGAUAUAUGGUGUUUUUCUUAAAGCCCUACCUGCUGGAGUGAGGUGAUUGUGAGUGAGAAUCUCAGAUUCCAUUGUUUAAAAAAGAAAGGUUCUAGCCCUCACUGUUGCAGAGAAAAGCUUGAAAACAUGACUCAUGUGCACCCUAAAGGCUUACAAACCUCAUGACAAAGAACUGCCCAGUUUACUUUGUCAAAUCUCUUGAUUUCUAUGACAGUCUCAUAACGUUUUACUGCCUGACCUAGGAUUUUUCAACACUUUGGGUUGGCAACACUGCAACUAACUUUCCUCUAUCCAAUCUGUUUCUCACAACUUUUCUUAAAAUGUCUCUUUUGUAAAUGGAUCAUGGACAAACUCCAUCUACUCCCCAGUAGUUAAGAAACAUGAUUUUCUUGCUUGAGUUGUUUUCAACACAAAACCAUGUCUGGGAAAUGCAAUUGUCUUACCUUGUGUGUAUUUUAAACUAAAUGUAAUAUUAAGGUUCUUGACUCAACUUUUAAUCACAUAAGUCAAAAAAUAUAACCCUUUUUUGAAAACGGUUG
Molecule: messenger RNA, 2235 nt
Organism: Mauremys reevesii (Reeves's turtle)
Lineage: Eukaryota; Metazoa; Chordata; Testudines; Geoemydidae
Exons: 5
Coding region: 110-841 (243 amino acids)
Molecular function (GO): peroxiredoxin activity
Source: RefSeq, a predicted model, not a curated record